Esox lucius (northern pike) is the source of this 1712-nucleotide messenger RNA. Its product is annotated as GLECT and Gal-bind_lectin domain-containing protein. Bases 108 to 557 code for a protein of 149 amino acids. The record is from RefSeq and is a predicted model, not a curated record. Gene Ontology annotation, molecular function: carbohydrate binding. NCBI's taxonomy places the organism in Eukaryota, Metazoa, Chordata, Actinopteri, Esociformes, Esocidae. The transcript has 4 exons.
AGCUGUCUCUAUGACAACCAGAAGGCGGGGUUUGCCAAUUCUACUAUAGGCUACUAUCUCGGGGUCCCUGCUGGCAUCACGCUCCAACCUGUCUCACAUUCAAAGAAAUGGAAAAGGGAAUGGCAGAAAAGGACAAUAAAGAAAAUGAGGAGUAUGUCGGGGAAAUUAAAGGUGGACUCCGGCCCACGAUGAGACUGGUUGUCAUGGGAAUUAUUAACAAGAAGCCCCAAAGCAUGGUGGUGUCCCUGUCCAGUGACCCUGUGGACGAGGACUCCGAGGGAGACGUGGGUUUGCAGAUGAAGGUCAACUUCCAGAACAAGGCGAUCCAGCGUAAUGCCCGUCAGGCCGGGAGUUGGGGCACCUCAGAAAACACUCUGGCUUACUUCCCAUUUGCUGCCGGUGAGCCAUUUAAGAUGGAGAUAGUGUGUGAACACCAGCAGUUUCGCAUCCUGGUGGACGGCCAGCCGCUGUGCGGCUUCAGUCACCGCGUGUCCCCGCUGGCUUCCCUCACCGCCCUGCGAGUCUCCGGGGACCUGCUGCUCACCAAGGUGGCCUAAACCGGCACCGCGCUCCGGGGGGCGUCCACAGUGACACCCCAACCCUCAUAUAGUGCACUACUUUUCUAUACCUGGUGUUGCAGCUUGGGGCCAGGAUGACUGAGCGAAGCUACCAAAGUAGUGGACUUUGUUAAAGGCGGGCAGGGUAUUAGUGUAGAAGAUUGGUGGACAUUAUUGGUAAUAACUCGAUCCUUGUGUUCGGCACUUUUGAUUGCAACAAAUAACACGUGCUUCUUAAUUAUUGUGUGUCGAGACAAGUGCCUUCACUAGAUCUGUUGCUAGGGUUGUGACUAGUUAAUUUAGACCAGAGGUUCUCAAACCUGUCCUCAGGGAACCCCGGUUGUUUCGCAUUUGUGUUAGCCUCGAACAUGAUCCACUUAUACAAGGGCUUGAUGAUUAGUAGACAGGUUAAAUCAUGUGUGCUAGCUGUGGAAUUGUUCAUGUGCAUGGAAAGGCUGUGGUUCCAAGAGGAGAUUUUUACAACCCCUGAUUUAGACUACAGUCACUGAAUGUAGUCAAUAUAAUUGUCAAGAUUGAUGGAUAUCCUUACAAGAAAAAAACAAAAUGAUUGGAAAUAUUUUGUUUUUGAAAUUUUUGAUGGCCUUUAUGCUACAGUACCUUGCCAUUGGGAAAACACUAUUUUCGAUGAGAUAUUAAAUAUCAAAAUCAACAAUGCUGCAUUUGGCCACAUCUGUCUGAUGACUGUGAUGCAAAAUACAUGCCCAUCUGUUGCGGCAGAACACAGACAAACCUGGAGAACAGAGAGUUUGAGCGAUCUAAACCCAGAACAUUUCUUGCAUCUCCAAGUCAGACAGAUUUUUGCCAGAACACAUCCAAAAGAGAACUGAGAUUGCUGCUAAGGGUCCUCUGAACACUCCUUUAGUGCAAGAAGUUCAACAUUUCCACUGAAGCAAGAAUGUCUUUAAUAUGUUCCCGUGUACAGAACAGUGCCCAGCUCAUUGCUUAGAGCUACAGAGCUACUAAUGCAUGUCAUAUCCUUUGGUGUUAGUUCUUGUCAGAAAUAUUAGCCCAGUAUCAAGUUCUGUAAGCAUCUAUAUUCUACUUUUGGUGCGUCUGUAGGACAGAACCUCAUUAUACUUGAAAUUAAUCAUUGUAUCGAUUACAAUAAUAAACGUUUCAGUUCUUUUCACUUUU